Molecule: messenger RNA, 696 nt
Organism: Cannabis sativa
Lineage: Eukaryota; Viridiplantae; Streptophyta; Magnoliopsida; Rosales; Cannabaceae
Exons: 2
Coding region: 1-696 (231 amino acids)
Source: RefSeq, a predicted model, not a curated record
AUGUCUACUGACAAUCAAGAAAUUGGAGCUGAAACUAGAGUUCAAGGCUCUACCAUUUCUGCAACUCAAAGCAACCAGGUUCUGAAUUCCAGAAAUCCUCUUGAGGAUCCCUCCGAUCCCUAUUACCUUGAGCACGGCGAUAACCCCGGCAACAUUCUGUUGGUAAUUUCUGUCAAAAACAAAUUAGGAUUCUUGAAUGGUUCUAUCCCUAAACCUCAUAUCUCUGAAUAUAAUCUUUACAAUGCUUGGAUAAGAAACAAUAACAUCGUUAUUUCUUGGAUUCUCAAUUCCGUUUCUAAAGAAAUUUCUUCUAGUUUGCUUUACGAUGAAUCUGCAGCUACUAUAUGGACAGAUUUGAAGAUCAGGUUUCAUCAACAAAAUGGUCCACACAUAUUCAAUCUCAGGAAGAAUUUGAUGAAUCUUCGUCAAGAAAAUCAAACCAUAAGCAUGUACUAUACUCGACUGAAAACAAUAUGGAAAGAAUUGUCCAAUUAUAGACCCAAUUGUACCUGCAAUGGAUGCACUUGUGGUGGUGUAAAAAGGCUCCAAGAACACCACCACAUGGUGUACAUCAUGUCAUUUUUAAUGGGACUUUUAGACCAUUUUUCUCAGAUUCGCAGCAGCGUUCUUUUAAUGGAUCCUAUGCCAGAAGCUAAUCGGGUUUUCCAUCUUGUUACCCAAGAAGAAAACCAUUAA